This is a messenger RNA of Fusarium pseudograminearum CS3096, 2109 nucleotides long. RefSeq lists its product as uncharacterized. The record is from RefSeq and is a predicted model, not a curated record. The transcript has 2 exons. NCBI's taxonomy places the organism in Eukaryota, Fungi, Ascomycota, Sordariomycetes, Hypocreales, Nectriaceae. Gene Ontology annotation, cellular component: nucleus; cytosol; mitochondrial outer membrane. The coding region runs from base 1 to 2109 and encodes 702 amino acids.
AUGAGUCGUCUGGCCGGUUGGUUUCGCUCGGGCACUGCGACCCCGGCUACAGAUGCAAACAGCGAUGCUGGUUCCAUCUCCACCAAGGAUAACAUGGCCAGGGAAAUGGAGGACAUUGACGACGCCAUGGCUUCCUGCGGCCUCAUUAUGAAUGACGAUAUCGACGGUGCAUGGGAGAGGCUUCAGACGGGCGACUCAUCCUUCCACCAGCUCGGUCUGGCUGUCACUAUCUUUAUGCGCUCAGUGCUAGGCUUCGAAAAGGCGGUCAUGACAGAGACCACUACCAAACUAGAUGAGUGCGAAGCCAAGGCAUGGGCAGACUACAAAAAGGCUCAGAAGCACGGAAAGGCUCGUGCGGGAAGCAAAUUGUACCCUCCAGGCACCGAGUUUGAGCUUGUGCGCGCUGAGACGCAGCUUAUGGGUGCCGUCGUUGGUGUUUUGCACGAGAGUCUCAUUGAUGCUAUGAAGAGCUUCCUCAAGCUUCGCAAGGCAUUCAUGACGCUCGAUGCCAUCAUUGAAGCCGAGACAAAGAUUCUCGGUAGCAUGCCUCAAGCUACUUCCGAGGCAUCUCUGUCCGCCAAGCCAGUUACUGAUGUGACAAAGAGUAUGGAGAAGCUCGAUAUUGAGUCAGCAUCUGGUACUCAAACGCCUGCCAACGUGGACUCCUCAAGCUCUUCAAAUGCAGGAACAAAUGAAGACGAAAAGGUUGAUGAAGGAGCACCACUCAAGGAAGCUAGGUCAAAGGCCACCGAGUCCGAUUCUGUUCUUCUCGAGAACCCCCUCGACAUUUUCGUUCACUCUGGUGCAAACAUGUGCUUUGGUAUGAUCCUUCUUAUGCUGACCCUCGUCCCUCCUGCUUUCACCCGUCUACUCUCAGUCGUCGGCUUCCGUGGUGACCGCGAGCGUGGUGUCCGUAUGCUUUGGCGCUCUACGUCCUACUCCAACGUCAAUGGUGCUAUCUCCGGUCUUAUCCUGCUGUCUUACUACAAUGCUCUUCUCGGCGCCGUCGACAUUCUCCCCAGUGCCAACGACUUUGAUGACGGCGCCGAAAUUGUUGGUCCCCCUCGCGCAAAAUGUGAGAAGCUCCUUGCAUCUAUGCGCUCUCGAUACCCCGACUCUCGACUUUGGCUUAUCGAAGAAGCCCGUCUGUACAGCAACGAGCGUAACGUCGCCAAGGCUGUCGACGUCCUUACUUCUGGCGGUGAGUCCAAGAUGAAGCAAGUUACCGCUCUCAACAACUUUGAGCUCUCCCUUAACUCUAUGGCGAUGCAGGACUGGGUCCUUAUGCGGGACUCGUUCAUGCGCUGUCUGGAGCUCAACGACUGGAGCCAUGCUUUGUAUUACUACAUGGCCGGUAUCGCUUCCGUGGAACUCUACCGUGACGCCGUAGCCGCGGGAGAUGAGGACGAGGCCCGUCGUCAAAAGGUCAAGGCUGAAGAGUAUCUCCGCAAAGCGCCCGGCGUAGCGGGUAAGAAACGCUUCAUGGCGCGCCAGUUGCCCUUUGAGGUAUUCGUGCAGCGCAAGAUCCAGAAGUGGGAGGACCGCGCUAAGAGCUUGAGUGUGGACCUUGCUGAUGCUAUUGGCGCGAGUCCCGCGGCAGAAAUGAGUUACAUGUGGAACACCAUCAAGCGUAUGGGCCCAGCCGAGCUUGAGAAGGCGGUGGGUGGCAUGAGCUGGGACAGGUGUACUGCUAAGCCAGAGGUGGUGGAGAAGAUCAAGGCCGAGAUUGAUGAGAUGGGAUCAUGGGCGCUCAUCACAGCGUCACUAUACAGGAACCAGAAGAAGUUUGUUGAGUCCAGGGAAUUGCUGGAGACACACGUCUUAAAACACGACCGAUUUUCUUUCAAGGGCCCAACAAAAGACGACUACGUUCUCGCAGCAGGAGUAUACGAAAAGGGCGCCAUCGCCUGGUCCGAGUGCUGCAAUCCACCAGAGGGAACACCUGAGGAGAUCGCAGCUUACCGAAAGGAAAAGUAUGACGAGUGUGUUAAGCAGAUGGACGUUGCCAAGGUGUGGGAGGCGUUUGUUCUCGACACUAGAAUUGGCAUGAGAGUCCAGAGCGGUAUUGAGACACUCAACUGGUUUGCAAAGAAGAUGGGAUACAAAUAG